CACUUUGCAACACUGUAAAACCAAAUUGAAGUUGGGGGUGUAAAAAUAACGGGAGCAAAAUGAUUUUGCGUUCAUGGGAUCGGGUUAAACCCCGUUCCUUAUCGGAUUUCGCCUGUUUCCUCCUGGUGGCGAUCUUCGUUCCGGUGACGUACAUCUUCCAGGUAACCGUUGUGAUGCCGGAGUUGUUUGCCAUUGGAGGAGUUUGCUACACGGUGCUUUGGUUGGCCAGCCUGUUUCUCAUUUUCAACAUUACUUCAAACAUGCUGGCCUGCAUGCUGGUGGAUACCAGUAUACGAAUGGAGCUUCUGAAGCCACCGGUGGAAUCGGGGAAGUUGGCCCGUUGGCACAUGUGCCACGAUUGUCAAACUUUGGUUCCACCUCGCUCCUGGCAUUGUGAAGUGUGCAACGUGUGCAUCCUGAAGCGGGAUCAUCAUUGUCGGUUCACAUGCUGCUGCAUCGGGCAUCACAACUACAGAUACUUCUUCUACUAUUUGGUGUACAUGAUCAUCGGAUCCCUGGCGGCCGCCAUUAUGGAAAGCAUCUACCUGUGGUGUCUCCAUCCGGACAUCUACUGGCGCUGGUCCACGCUGUUUACAAUCUUUGCUCCCGUUGUAAGCUUGACUUUCUAUCCCAGCUGGGAGACCUUCUAUCUGGUCAUAUACGAUCUCACCCUGCUGGGCUUCUGCAUAUCCUCGCUGCUCUUGGUCUUCCACUGGGCGAUUGUCAAGAGCGGUUCGGUGACUAGGGAGCGUGGCACGAGGAAGUUCGAUCGUGGCUUACGCGGCAAUCUGGAAAUGGUGCUCGGAACCAGGAUGCAUCUCACUUGGCUGUCGCCUUUCUUACGCAGUGAUUUGCCCCACGAUGGAGUGAACUGGGAACCCAAUGCAGUCUCCUCACUGAAGGAGGAAUAGUGCACAAUCGUGUCUUAUAUUUCUUUGGCAAUAUAUAGUAUUAGUGGCAUUUACUUAAAACUAUUUAUGUACAUCAAGUCACGAAUUAGGGACAUGUUAAGAUGAAGUCAGUCAUAAUGGUUAUUCCAAAACAAACUAGUCAAUACCUCAAUCUCAAUCCUUCUCUAUACAAUCUAAAUCUCCAAUUUAAAUAUGAAGUAACCCAGCCAUCUCUUUCAACCUAAUAAUAGCCGAAAUUUAAUUGACUUCUCGUUGAAAGAGGAUUCUUUGGGACCUCCAAUAAGCUCGGUUUUCCGAAAACUUAGACUUUACAACUUAAUGACCAAAAUUUAAUAGCAAUCAAUAGUCAAUAAUCUUUGUGGCCACACAUUUUUAUAAUCUUAAUUGCAUAUCAAGUACAAAAACAUUUAACUAACAUCAGGCUUUACCAAAUAUCUAUGGUUAAUGUCAAAAUAUUAUGUUGUAUGUUUUUAUUUGUAUCAUUAUUUUUUAACAAAAACUAGUCUC
Messenger RNA from Drosophila ficusphila, 1418 nucleotides. RefSeq names its product probable palmitoyltransferase ZDHHC24. Gene Ontology annotation, biological process: peptidyl-L-cysteine S-palmitoylation; protein targeting to membrane. Gene Ontology annotation, molecular function: protein-cysteine S-palmitoyltransferase activity. The transcript has 2 exons. Lineage: Eukaryota; Metazoa; Arthropoda; Insecta; Diptera; Drosophilidae. Gene Ontology annotation, cellular component: endoplasmic reticulum; Golgi apparatus. The record is from RefSeq and is a predicted model, not a curated record. The coding region runs from base 60 to 911 and encodes 283 amino acids.